This is a messenger RNA of Marasmius oreades (fairy-ring Marasmius), 2290 nucleotides long. RefSeq lists its product as uncharacterized. The record is from RefSeq and is a predicted model, not a curated record. Bases 92 to 2251 code for a protein of 719 amino acids. The transcript is spliced from 4 exons. NCBI's taxonomy places the organism in Eukaryota, Fungi, Basidiomycota, Agaricomycetes, Agaricales, Marasmiaceae.
GCUCAAUACGGUGGGGCUGUACUUUAAUUAACUUCAAUCUCCAAGCUACGAAUUAUACCCUUCAAGUUCCCCAAUAUCCCUCAUUUCCUUCAUGACCUCUAAAUCUGACUCCUCACGCUCGACAAGUCCCGGUUUGUUGACCCCAGAAUCAACUGGCACGAACCAAACAAACUCUUCCUCGCCGGAACCUGCUGCAAGGUCAGAGACGGACAAGAAGAGACGACAAACCGCUUUCUACCCGAAUGUAAACUCGUCGAAUAAACCACAGAAACCGUUCAGUCGGAGCGCUGCGAAACGGCAGAGCGUCAUGACCCUUGGAAGUAUCGAGCAUUUGCAAUACUACUUUACCAAGACUGGACUUUCAGCGAAGCAAAAGCCUUCUGUCCUUGAUAAACCCCACUACGGUCUCGUUCCAGCAAUAGGCGGUGGUGAACAGCUCAAAAUCCGAAUCUCUUCCCCAAACAACCAUUCCAUCAACUCCAUAAACGAAAUCGCACUCCCACCCACCCCAGCCAUCCCAAACGCUAUACAGCCCACAUUUCCAGAAGUCACGAAAACUUUCGAAGUCGAUUCGGACUCGCUCAAACCUGGUCUUAUCGAAGACCUCAUCCUCGUAUCCCGUGUUUGGCGUAUUGAUCCUGAUCAGACGCGUCCAGAGGAGAACGAUCAAGAACGCGAACCCAAUCGACACUUUGACGUCGUAGGCACACUUCAAGCAACCACUCGUGCUAUACGGUCUGUUAGGAACUACAUCCUUUCCUUACCCGUCGAGUCAGUAGGCUCCAUGGGUGAAUUAUUUCGGUCAAACCGAUUUUCAGCCACUACCAUCCGAAAUAUCAAAACCUCACCUUCGUCUUCCUCGACAUCCCAAAACGACAAUCAAGUUUCUAUUCGUCGGUCAGCACUGGAGGUACUGGGUAUGCUUCGAGAACUGGAAGAACGGUAUCGACUCCCUCUCAGUGACGACGCGUAUGAUGUUCAAAGUGAUGGCGGUAAAGGGGGCAGUUCACGGUUAGGAAAUCCAAGUGGAGUUAUCGAUGAUCUAGAAAGGGAUCAUCAUUCAGAGGCAGAGCUAGAGGGUCUUCAUGAAGUGGAUGCCGACACAUCGGUAGCUUUCUCACUUGUUCGGGUGCACGGUCGGGAAGAACAUGUCCCGGUAUGGGAAGAUGACGAAAACGACGACACGCUCAAUGAUACAGAAGAAAAACGCGAACGAUGGGAUGAACGAUUGGUGCUGGGAAGCGGAUGGCUGUAUAGGCAGGAUGUAAGUAUGGACGACCUGCAGAAGGAGAAGGAUAUUGUUGCGGAAUAUCUCGAUGUGGUCGACCAAGUCUUGUUUUCUGGCGGACAAAAGGGGGUGGGGGAGAGGGGAUGGCUGAAAGAAAAGAGAAAAUUGUUGGAUAAGAGAAGACCGUUGUCGAGGAACAAAGGGAGGAGAACGAGCGCUGGAGACGCCGAAGGCAGCGGUCUUGGUCUCGGAUUUUCGUUUCCUGAUGCCAGUGGUAGACGUCGAGUUUCAACGGGGACAUUGGGCACCAUGUUGGAACCCAUGAGACUCUCUGACGAGCCAAGCACCAUGGAAGGUAUUGCUGAGGAGGAAGGGCCUGAAGAAGAACCGGGAGACGGACUCCAGGACGAGGAGGGCAUAGAUGAUGAUGAAUUGCCAGAGUGGGCGCGGAGAAACGCGUUCUUGGAAACACCGCUAGACCGUUGUCGUGCCCUCAUCCAUGACCUCUUACCUCCAAACCUACAGGGCGCCCUCUCACCAGAAGGAUCAUCAAGGGCGGCGUUUCUAGAGUCCCUCUCUUCCGGGCAGCUUUUGUGUAUAGCCUACAACACUGGCGUACGCAAGUCAAAGAACGCCUGGGGUUAUGUUAGUAAGGGUGGUAUACACGACCUCAUCGAACUUGAGAGAGAAGCCGCUCAGAAAGGAGACACCAAAGCCAAGACCGGCUGGACGUUUCGUAGGAGCGAUAAUCUACGUCUCUGGGUAGGCGCCCUCAAACUACGCUACAUGCUUCCGAUCGUCACGCCCGCUGUUCCUGCUGGCCCAAGGCCACCCCCUAGCUCAAACAAUACACCGUUAACGUCUCCCUCCGCACAGUCACGGAAAUUCCCCACUGACGAGCCUCCCAUAUUGUUUGAUGCCAAGUUUGUUGCGAAAAAGGAUGCAGGUUGGGAAGAUAUGUUGGAGGGUGUUUUGUUGAGGUGGAUGUGGCGGGUUGUUGAUGAACAACGGUCGGUUCGGUAGUUUUUCAACUUUUGAUUUCACGAACAUGGAGAUUAUGAC